CUGUGCAAUAAACUGGACGAACUCCAGCUACUGGUGGAGAAAAACAGAGACUUUUCAACAUCUUCCGUUUUGUGCUUCACGGAAACUUGGCUGUGUGGAGGUAUUUGUUUUUAUACAAACAGUGGCUGGUGUAAAGAUGUUACAGUGAUUAUGCAGCACUGUUCUCCUGUUCUGGAAACUUUUUUCAUCAACUGCAAACCCUUCUACUCCCCCCGCGAGUUCGCUUCAUUCAUUCUGGUCGGUGUUUACAUUCCACCGCAAGCCCUCGUGCAGGAGGCACAGCGUACGCUCGCCGACCAGAUACUGUGUGUGGAGCGGACAAACCCGGACUCUUUCGUUAUCGUCCUCGGCGACUUUAACAAAGGGAAUCUCAGCCACGAACUGCCUAAAUACCACCAGUUGAUUAAAUGCCCGACCAGAGAGGAGAACACUUUAGAUCACUGCUACAGUACAAUCAACCGUGCCUAUCACGCCGUCCCCCGCGCUGCACUGGGACACUCUGACCACAUCAUAGUCCACCUGAUUCCUGCAUACAGGCAGAAAUUAAAACUCUGCAAACCUGUUGUGAGGACAUCUAAGAAGUGGACCAGUGAAGCUAUGGAGGAUCUUCGCACGUGCUUGGACUGCACUGACUGGGAUGUUUUCAGGACUGCUACCAUCAGUCUGGAUGAGUACACAGAGGCUGUGACAUCAUACAUCAGCUUCUGUGAGGACAGCUGUGUACCAUCACGCACCAGGGUUAUCUACAACAACGACAAACCCUGGUUUACAGCUAAACUCAGACAGCUAAGGCUGGCAAAGGAGGAAGCAUUUAGGAGUGGGGACAAGGACCGGUUUAAAGAGUCUAAAUACAGGUUUAGCAAGGCGGUGAGAGAUGCUAAACGACUGUACUCUGAGAAACUCCAACAGCAGUUCUCAGAAAACAACUCGGCCUCUGUCUGGAAGGGCCUCAGACAGAUCACCAACUACAAACCGAAAGCCCCCCACUCCACUAAUGACUUGCGCCUGGCCAACGACCUGAAUGAGUUUUACUGCCGAUUUGAAAGACAAUGGGACAGUCCUGACACCAUCCCCCGUGAACCCAUUCACCAGCUCCAGACCACCAGCUCCUCCUCCCCCAUCUCAGCAGGAGCCCGGGCCUCUCUACAAUCACCCACCUCAGAGGCCUCCUCCCCCUCCCCUAUCACAAUGACGACUCUCUCCCUCCUGGAGAGGGACGUUAACAGAUUAUUCAAGAGACAGAACCCCCGCAAAGCAGCUGGACCAGACUCUGUCUCUCCCUCCACCCUGAAGCACUGUGCCGAUCAGCUGUCUCCGGUGUUCACAGACAUUUUUAACACCUCACUGGAGACAUGCCACGUACCAGCCUGCUUCAAGACUUCUACCAUUAUCCCCGUCCCCAAAAAAACAAGGACCGCAGGACUCAAUGACUACAGACCCGUCGCCCUGACCUCUGUGCACCUGGACACUGCAGGAACCUAUGUCAGGAUCCUGUUUGUGGACUUCAGCUCCGCAUUCAAUACCAUCAUCCCGGCUCUACUACAGGACAAGCUUUCCCAGCUGCACGUGCCUGACUGCACCUGCAGUGGGAGUCGUUAA
Anguilla anguilla (European eel) is the source of this 1599-nucleotide messenger RNA. RefSeq lists its product as uncharacterized. Bases 151 to 1599 code for a protein of 482 amino acids. The transcript has 4 exons. The record is from RefSeq and is a predicted model, not a curated record. Lineage: Eukaryota; Metazoa; Chordata; Actinopteri; Anguilliformes; Anguillidae.